This is a messenger RNA of Haliotis rubra (blacklip abalone), 1599 nucleotides long. RefSeq names its product N-terminal Xaa-Pro-Lys N-methyltransferase 1-B-like. The coding region runs from base 21 to 716 and encodes 231 amino acids. The transcript has 3 exons. Gene Ontology annotation, cellular component: cytoplasm. Gene Ontology annotation, molecular function: N-terminal protein N-methyltransferase activity. The record is from RefSeq and is a predicted model, not a curated record. Gene Ontology annotation, biological process: N-terminal protein amino acid methylation. Lineage: Eukaryota; Metazoa; Mollusca; Gastropoda; Lepetellida; Haliotidae.
GAGGGUAUUGCGAAUCCAAAAUGGCAGACACAACAACGCACGUGUGCGGAAAGUCAACAAAAACAGACGCCAAAUUUUACAGCGAUGCAAAGGAAUACUGGGAUGGUUUACAACCAACAAUUGAUGCGAUGCUCGGUGGUUAUGCUAAAAUAUCCCCAACCGACAUUGAUGGGUCGAAGGCUUUUCUCCGACCAUAUCUGAAGAUCUCUGGUGGGAAGACGAACAGCAACCGUGCUCUUGACUGUGGUGCUGGUAUCGGGCGUAUCACAAAGAGGCUGCUGCUUCCAAUGUUUACAUCUGUUGACUUGGUUGAACUGAGCCAGAAGUUUGUUGACGCAGCUCCAAAGUUUAUAGGGGAGGAGUCAAAACGAGUGGGGAAGUUCAUCUGCAGUGGGCUGCAAGAUUUCACCCCAGAUAUCGGCCACUAUGAUGUCAUCUGGUGCCAGUGGGUUCUGGGUCAUCUCCGGGACGAUCAUCUCGUCAGCUUCUUCAGAAGUUGCAAACAAGGGUUAUCAGAAAAUGGAAUUAUGGUUGUGAAAGAAAAUGUGACCUCAACAAGAAAUUCUGACUUUGAUGAACUGGACAGCAGUUUCACAAGGCCGUUAGAUGUUUUAGUACAGCUUAUACAGAAUUCAGGACUGGUAAUUCUGAAACAACAAAAGCAGAAAGGAUUUCCGAAAGGAUUGUAUGAUGUAUAUAUGUUUGCAUUGAAGUGAUAAAACUGUUCAUAGUCAAAUCUGUCAUAAACCUAUUAUUUUUACAGAGAUUUGAUGCUAUGCAACUUAUCUGAUGAUGUUUACAGCUGUAGUUUGUCUGUCCUAUUUUGUUGAAUGCCAACUUUCAGAUCAGAUGAUCAUUGGAAUGGCACAGUAGUUCACGGUAAAGAUGUGUGCCCCAUAAUCUAAAGGACAACAAAGCCGUAAGCAUCCAUGACAUCUAUCACUUUGGGCAUUCAUGACACACUGGGUAGCAACUGAAAUAUUUUUCCAGCAAAAUGAAAAUUGUACUAACUUUUUCAAAGUAACCCCAGACAAUAUCAAGCCCUGUUUAUGAGACUAACAGUCUACUGGCUUGGCACUCCAUGUCAGUCUAUGUAUCUACCAGAUGUGUAUGGUAAAACUUCUUUACAGGGAGAUUGCAGUACAAGAUUCACAUGUAUAUCAUCUGUACCCUAUUAUGGUGCAAUGGAUUUUAACCAUACCCAGGAAUAGUACAAUGUAUUUGUAUUGACAGUACUCAGGUAUAGUACAAUGUAUUCACUGUACUCGCAUGUAGUACAAUGUAUAAAUAAUGUAGGACCUUUCCCCAUGUUAUUCACCAUUUAGGUAGUGAUUUCAAGAAUCUAUUUUCGGGGCCAGUCCCUGCCUGGUGUAGGCAGGUACCCAGUAAAACACAGCCCACCAAACUCGGUUUCACUUUAGUGAAUCUUGUGUAAUCUUAUUUUGUGUAAAGUGAAUGUCUCUUGUUCAUGUGAUUGUGACCUGUAUUCAUGUAUUCAAUGUUUAUACCAUAAACACAAUGAUAAAUAUCUAAAUAAUCAUGUAUUCUGAAAUAAAUAAAGUUUCAUUUCAAGAAGUUUACUGGAAGUGAAUAAAGAGA